Prionailurus viverrinus (fishing cat) is the source of this 748-nucleotide messenger RNA. RefSeq names its product C-type lectin domain family 3 member B (gene CLEC3B). The record is from RefSeq and is a predicted model, not a curated record. Gene Ontology annotation, biological process: ossification; bone mineralization. Bases 109 to 717 code for a protein of 202 amino acids. NCBI's taxonomy places the organism in Eukaryota, Metazoa, Chordata, Mammalia, Carnivora, Felidae. The transcript is spliced from 3 exons.
CCAAGUCUGGGAGGGUUUCCUGGACAGAAGUCCCUGUGGCCGCUGCCUUAAGACGUGCGGGCUUGGCCGCGGCCGCCACUGCUCUCCGACCCAGGCCAGUGCAGCAGCAUGGAGCUGUGGGGGGCCUACCUGCUCCUCUGCCUCUUCUCCCUCCUGACCCAGGUCACCACCGAGCCGCCAACCCCCAAGGUCAAGAAGGCUGCAAACGUCAGGAAAGAUGUCGUGAGCCCAAAGAUGUUUGAGGAGCUUAAGAGCCAGCUGGACAACCUGGCCCAGGAGGUGGCCCUGCUGAAGGAACAACAGGCCCUGCAGACAGUCUGCCUGAAGGGCACCAAGGUGCACAUGAAGUGCUUCUUGGCCUUCACCCAGGCGAAGACCUUCCACGAGGCGAGCGAGGACUGCAUCUCACGCGGGGGCACGCUGGGCACCCCGCAGACGGGCUCGGAGAACGACGCCCUCUACGAGUACCUGCGCCAGAGCGUGGGCGCCGAGGCCGAGAUCUGGCUGGGCCUCAACGACAUGGCGGCCGAGGGCACCUGGGUGGACAUGACCGGCGGCCACAUCGCCUACAAGAACUGGGAGACGGAGAUCACGGCGCAGCCCGACGGCGGUAAGGUCGAGAACUGCGCCGCCCUGUCCGGCGCGGCCAACGGCAAGUGGUUCGACAAGCGCUGCCGGGACAAGCUGCCCUACAUCUGCCAGUUCGCCAUCGUGUAGCCAACGGCGGGCGGGGGCGGGGGCGGGGGCG